AGUCUGAUGCUGGCAGGCAUUGAGGCAUAUUAUUUAUAUUUUUUUACUGGAAAUUAAAAUUAAAAUCAAAAUUUGUUCCGCUCAUUCGAAAAUCGAAAAUGCCUCACAUCGUGAGCCCGGUGUGCUCCAGCCUCAUCAUGCAAAUGCUGUUGGACGGCAAUCUGUAUGUGGCCAUCACUUGGGCCUUCGGUUACUUGCUGUGCUUGUUUAUUUAUGAAUGGCAUCGCUUGAAUCUGUACAUGCUGCUGCUCUAUGUGCUGACCGUGACUAUCGAGUCCAUGCGCAUCUAUAUGGGCUACAUCCUCAACCUGAGCCCCAAAGGGCCGCACUCCAAGCUGGUGCUCUUCGUGGCCCUGGCCGCCUGUUUGCCGAUGAUGUGCGUCAGCUGGUAUCUUUACGACGAUCACGGCCUCUGGAUGCGCGUCAUCUACAAUAUCUGGUCCGUCUUCAUAGUUCUCGAGCUGUUUGUCGCUGUGGGCAUCAUCUGGAGGCGUAUCACCAAUGUGCCACACUUGCCCGACUGGUCGGCAAUAGAGGCCAAUCAGAGGGCUCGGCGUCGCCGCCGCCGUUGCGCUCCGUGCAGAGCUUACUUGUAAAUCGUUGAAUCCGUUAAAAAUUGUUCAAUCCGUUCAAAAUCGUUCAAAUUGUUAAUUGUUAAUGCAGUACUGCAAAUAAAA
Drosophila arizonae is the source of this 677-nucleotide messenger RNA. RefSeq lists its product as uncharacterized. The record is from RefSeq and is a predicted model, not a curated record. Lineage: Eukaryota; Metazoa; Arthropoda; Insecta; Diptera; Drosophilidae.